CGACGGAGCUGUGCAAGGCUCUUCCUGUGAAACCGGCAGGGAACAAAGCUGACGAGAGGAGGAAGAGGAGAACAAUCUCCACAACGAUGGCACCACCGCAAGCGAGAAAGAGCAUUCACAGGCACGGAGGCAAGGCCAUUGCCUCAGGGAAUGGCGGCGAUACGCCCAAGCGCAAGAAGCCCCGGUUCAGGCCAGGCACAGUCGCCCUGCGAGAGAUCCGACACUAUCAAAAGUCAACCGAGCUGCUCAUUCAGAAGCUGCCGUUUGCGCGCGUGGUCCGGGAGGUGGCCCACGACUUUGUCACGAGCGUCUACCAGAGCGGCGGGGGCGCUGGGCUGAGGUGGCAGUCGAGUGCGAUAUUGGCACUGCAGGAGGCGACAGAAGCUUUCCUCGUCCAUCUGUUUGAAGAUGCCAACCUCUGUGCAAUCCACGCAAAGCGAGUCACAAUCAUGAAGCGAGACAUGGAGCUCGCGCGGCGCAUCCGAGGCAUCUGGGGUGGUCUCGGUUGAUUCUCCCCGUUGUUUCUUCUUUCCCAUAUACCUCCUCCCCUUUGGUGACGACUUCCUCAUCAUGUACAGUACAGUAAUUCAUAGCAUCGUCAAGAAUUCCC
Molecule: messenger RNA, 610 nt
Organism: Acaromyces ingoldii
Lineage: Eukaryota; Fungi; Basidiomycota; Exobasidiomycetes; Exobasidiales; Cryptobasidiaceae
Product: histone H3-like centromeric protein cse-4
Exons: 5
Coding region: 87-509 (140 amino acids)
Cellular component (GO): nucleosome
Molecular function (GO): protein heterodimerization activity; DNA binding; structural constituent of chromatin
Source: RefSeq, a predicted model, not a curated record